AUGCACAAGUUGCAAAAGCCGGAACCCGAGUACGAGCCGGACCACGAGCAUGGGCACGGACACGGGCACGAGCAGGACUACGAGCACGAGCACGGAAACGGACACGGACACGAGCACGACUCGGAGCGUGAACGCACACCAUCCCCGAGUCUGGCGAGCGAAUUGCGACUCCACCAUCUCUCCCGCCCCGACCGCUUUCGAUCCGGAUAUCGCCCCUCGUUUUACGCUGCAUACGCACGUGCUGCCAGGCGUUACCAGUUUGAAGCGAGCAAAUAUGGAAGCUUUGCAUAUCGGAAAAAUGCCGUCGUGAAAGUAAGGGGCAUGUUCGACAAUGCUACCGACCACGAGGUCCCUGCAGAAGCGAUCCAGAACGCCUGCCUCGAAUAUGUCGUACCCGUCAGCAUCGGCACACCAGGGAAGCAGCUCAUGCUAGACUUCGACACGGGUUCAUCCGACCUUUGGGUCUGGAGCUCGGAGGUAGCGGGGGCCGGGAAAUACCGAGCGAAACACCGCCUGUAUCAUCCACAUCUGUCCACUACCGCGAAACGAGUAGACGGGACAUGGAAGAUCUCCUAUGGUGACGGGUCAUCUGCCUCGGGCGACGUCUGGAUGGACCAUAUCUCGGUCGCAGGGGUGCAUAUCCACGGCCAAGCGAUAGAGGUGGCACAACAUCUCAGUCGGGCCUUCCUCACAGAUGGAGGAAACGACGGUUUGCUCGGGCUUGCGUUCCCUAAACUGAAUACAGUGCAGCCGCACCGUGUCGCAACUCCCGUAGAGAACAUGCUGGAAAAGAGACUGAUUGACCCCCCCGUCUUCACCUGCAAACUUGGCCAUGGUUCUGAACAGAGUUUCUAUUCAUUCGGGUUCAUCGACAAAUCGGUUACCAGACAUCCUAUCGUGUACCACCAUGUCGACUCUUCGCGAGGCUUCUGGGAAGUCGCCUCCACGGCGUACAUGGUAGGCGGGAAGCCGUACAAGAGCCGCGAUAACACCGCCAUUAUCGACACGGGGACGACGCUCUGUUUGGUGCACGACGACGCUGUCGACCGAAUUUACCACAGAAUCAACGGCGCGCGGUACAGCAACAGUCGUGGAGGCUGGAUAUACCCCAACCACGAGCGACUUCCCGAGAUUGAAUUCGCGAUUGGGCAUACCAUGUAUCGGGUUCGUGCUAUUGAUUUCCAUUACAGCGAUGCUGGCGAUGGCCUCACCUUCGGUGGUAUCCAGAGUCGUGGAGACCUAAAGUAUGACAUCUUCGGCGAUGUCUUCCUCAAGUCGCUCUAUGUCGUCUUUGAUCAAGCUAAUAUGAAAGUCGGCGUGGCACAAAGAGAUGAUUGA
Molecule: messenger RNA, 1338 nt
Organism: Rhodofomes roseus
Lineage: Eukaryota; Fungi; Basidiomycota; Agaricomycetes; Polyporales; Fomitopsidaceae
Product: acid protease
Exons: 9
Coding region: 1-1338 (445 amino acids)
Biological process (GO): proteolysis
Molecular function (GO): aspartic-type endopeptidase activity
Source: RefSeq, a predicted model, not a curated record